UUUUCUUUUUCUAAAGCAAGCAAAACAAAUCAAAUUUAAUCAGCUGAUUGAAGAGGAACAACAAUACAAAAUUCUUUUAGCCUAUCUCUGCUAGAAUGGAAAGCAAUCGGCCAUAUAUUCUGGCUAAUGGCAAAACAAUCAAUUUACUAUUAUCAGUUCGGCAGUUGUCAGCGUACGUUCUGCCGGUACAUUUGUUCAAAUAUCGUGGUUGUGGGUUAAACAAGAUAAAUAAAACAUAAAAAUACGAGUAAAAAAAAAAAAAAAAAAAAAAAGAAACGUUUGAAAUGCGUUUCAUACCAUUUUUGAUCGUUUUUAUAUUUUCAAGUCGGCGAGCAAAUGCCUUAAAUGAAACGUCGCGUUUUGUAUUAAAGGAGUCAAACGUGCGUUUCGCUCAGAUGCGAUGUGCGGAGAAAUACGCAGAUGUCGGGCCCUUCCCAAAUUAUGCAGAUACCCCCGCCAACCAUUGUUACGUUUACUGCCUGUUUUACAAAUUGGGUCUAAUCGAUCUACGUAGCCGUGAUUUGGACCAAAAAAAAUUGCAAGACGUUUGUGAAGAUUUUGGUUUUGAAAGAGUGAAAGAUUUGCCGAAAUCUUUGAGUGGCCGUUGUCGGGACUAUUACAAAAUCUUAGUGGAAUGUAAACAUAGAUAUCGGGAUUUGUUUGAAUUCAUCUUCAAUGAGCGGUCGCCGAAAACGACGGCGAACAAUAUCGGUGAGUCUGCCACCGAAACUUGUGCCGGCGGAUUGUUUACCGCAAACAAUGUAGAUUUUCUUGUUAAGCCUGUACUUGCUGAACAACUGAAAUUUGUAUGCAUUUUUGCCAAUUUUCAUUAUUUGGAUGCCUAUCAAAGAGUCGAUGUUGAAGAAAUUAUGAUAAGCUAUGAUGAGGCUCAAGCGUUAAAACAGCACACUCGGGAAAUUGUUGAAGACUGUGCACAUCGUGCUAAUGCCCUGUAUAAGAAAAACGAUUAUGGUGAUAUGGCUUUAACUUUACAUAAGUGUCUGCGUAGAGAAAGUUCUGAUUAUUCGAAGGUGUUCGCUCUAAGAGAUAAGAAUAGUCGUAAAUAUUAAAUCUCUGAAGCUAUUUAUUGAAUAAAAUUUUUGAAUGAAGUAAAGUUUUCUCUUUUAUAUUGUAAUUUAAUAACAUCCCCACCGAAUAGUAGUGGGAUUUAAUGAG
Messenger RNA from Glossina fuscipes, 1176 nucleotides. RefSeq lists its product as uncharacterized. Gene Ontology annotation, molecular function: odorant binding. The transcript has 3 exons. The record is from RefSeq and is a predicted model, not a curated record. Bases 285 to 1070 code for a protein of 261 amino acids. NCBI's taxonomy places the organism in Eukaryota, Metazoa, Arthropoda, Insecta, Diptera, Glossinidae.